AACGCGAUCCACUUACUUUUGUAACAUCGAAAAAUAUUUUUUAUAUAAUUUACAAGAUCUUAUUUACAUUUGAAUUUAUACUUAUGACUACCGUGGUUAAAUUAAGAGGGGUGAAUAGAACAAACACAAAAAAAAGUUGGCCUUAUGACCAAUAUUACACAGGGGAAAGAGAUGCCAAAUAUAGGAAGAAUGGUUCCGGUGAAAAUAAUUGGAGUGGAGCAAAGUCGCUAGAAACUUAUAGAGGCUGUUUCACUCGGAACUCGAUGCAUGGGCGAGGUGAAUAUCGCUGGAGGAUACGUGGAGAGGCAGGCGUGGAUCACACGUACGAAGGAUAUUUUUAUAACAACACCAUGCACGGCUAUGGACUUAUGUCUUUUCCUGACGGAAAAACAUUCAGAGGCUUAUUUUGUAACAACAUAAGAUUUGGUCCGGGAGUACAAUCUGAUGCAAAAAUGAAUAACGAUGUUGGACUUUGGAGAGGUGCUCAAUUGGUCAGACUAGCCUGGUCUCCAGUCUCGCCCAGCGUCAUUCCCGACUUCAUGGCGACCCCCCUUGGACGAAAUUUUGUCGAAGCAAUGCGGACUUUAUUGACAGCGAGUGAAAGACUGAUUGGAGAAACCAAUAGUGCUAUCGAUUUACUUAAAAAGUACGGGGCUGAUCCCAAAAUGGCAGUAGAUAAGUGGAAUAAGUUAUAUCCAAAAAAUUGCACAGACCACAAUAGCCCUCUAUGCCCCGUUGAAUUUUUUGAAUUCAAUUAUUACAACAAAAUCUAUAAAAUACUAGAAACUAAUACUCAUCUUAAUUCCAAAAAUAUCCAGGACAUAUUUGAAAAUCUUGAAACACCUGAAACUGAAAGGUACUAUGCGUGGAAUAACUCGAAUGAAAUGAUAAAUAUGUUCACACACUCAUUCCAACAUGAAUAUCAAAGGGAUAGUGAUGAAGUCGAUAUCUAUCCAAUUUUAUCUGGAGCAAGACACCACUUUCGGCGUCCUGGAGUAGACGAAAUCAACUCUAGAACUUUACUUUUAACGAGCUACUUAGGUUAUACUUCAAAUGUUGCAGAGCUAGUCAAUAGUAAUAAAGCUUGUGCAAACGUAAUGGAUUCUCAGGGGAAUUCUCCUCUCAUGUAUGCUACUAGUGGUGAUCAAGUCAAUGUUAUACGUUUUCUCGUAGAGGCAGGCGCCAAUGUAGAUAAUUUUAAUGAUUCUUGUUGCACGGCUCUUGGAGUUGCGCUCAUCAGAUACAUGUGUGCAUACAAAGAUAUUUCAAAUAACAUAAUUCUUCAAACAUUUCUACCACCUCCAGAAGUUCCAAUAACUCCACCACAAGCAGUUGAGUGGAACAUUAAUCGGGAGCUAACGUCUCAAAAUAUAACUGGAAGCUUACAUAAAAACUCAAGCAAAACUAAGAAUAUAAGUAACAGGAAAAUUAAAUCUCUAAUAUCCUUGAAAGACAAGAGCCCAAAAAAAGUUGAUGCACCUAUAAAAUUACUAGAUGAAACGGACUCAUUUGAUUCUGUAUCAGAGGAAAUGGACAUUCACGACAAAGCUUUAAAAGAAUAUACAAUCAUAGUGAACAAUUUGCUAAUUGGUCCAGCCCCAACUAACCUGGCUGCUUAUGCCUUUCAAGUUAAUGAUAUGAUCAGGGAUAUAGAAAAUAUGGAGGAUGAACAAAAAAAGAAUACAGAUAAAUUACCAAAAAAAACUGUAUCUAAAGCUAAAGAUACUGCCAAACCUAGUAAAGAUAAUAUAUGUACAAGUAAAGAUAUUAUUGAUUGCGUAUCAUUGAGUAGUGCUGAAAGAAUAAGACUGGAUAUGUUGAAUAAGAUUAAACAAACGAUUUUCGAGCUAUUAAUAAAUGGUGCAGACCCAAGAUUGGUCCGUUGUCCACAUUCAGCUUUAUUCAUGGCAAUUUUAAGCAACUCUCCGGAUAUUAUAACUGCAUUAGUAGAACACGGAGCUGAUGUCAAUGAAGUAUAUCGACAGUCAAUGAAUUAUUCCCCAUUGGAUAUUGCAAUAUCUCGUGAAUUUACACACGAAAACUUUAAUGUGGUCAAAGUGCUCCUAGAAUGUGGAGCGGAUGCUGAUCGUAGAGUACCGUAUUCAGACAAUAGUGACCUAAACGGAGUUAUAGGAGUUGGUCCCACGCUCCUGCAUGCUGUUGUUGCGAGGAAUUUGGAAACCGAUAUUGAAGAAGAGGUUCGCUACCAAUUGGUAGAUCUAUUGCUAGAUAACAAUUGUAACCCAGCUGCUCAGUUUCUUGGACGAUCAGCGAUCGACUUCGCAAUGUCGAAAAGUAUUGAUAUCUUAGAGGUCUUCAUAAAAGGCUCAAAGACAAACCUUAACUGUAUCAUCAAUGACCAGAAUCAAAACAUUCUUGUUAAGAUGUUUUGCUUGCAAUACUUCAAAAGCAUUAACGGCAGUCAAAGAUUACACACGCUUACGAACUUGCUGUUAUACGGUGCGGAUCCGUUAUUACCAUGUAAAAGCGGAGACGAAGCAUAUGCCAAUAUCUUUGUUUUCGCAACGAAAACGUUAGUGGAAUUAGAAAACUCGCAUGGAAAGGGAGCCCCUUCAACUUCUGCCCCGGCGUCGAAAUCAAAAAAACCUGACAGUAAAAAUGAUCCAACAAAAGCAAUAGCUCUGAGUGAUGAUAAAGAGGAUUACAAACAAGCUAUAGAUUUGGUGAAGGAGUGCGCGAGGCUAUUGCAUAUUCGCUGGAUUCAGGGAGGCUUGGUGAAGGAGCUUGUGGCCACAAUAAAUAAAUUCAAGCACCGGCAUUGGAAUUUAAUUCUAAAUGAAUGGAAAAAAAAGAAAUGUAUCGGUUUAUGGGUAACGCCUCAUCGAUGCCUCGAAAUUUGGAAAAUUCUAGGAACGACCAAGAAUCAAAUAUAUAAAGAUAUGACAGUUCUAAAACACUUGCUCUGCAUAGUGACUUUUUUAGCUUGGCGUUACUUUGAUCCUGAUAAAAGAGAUUUAAAUUUAGGAUCGAAAGUAACGGCUGUUGUGAAAGGGCUAAUAGAGAAAGAUGUACGCCACAUGUUGAAUCAAUAUUUUGGCAAUUCUAAAUAUGCCAUGCAGGAUUUAUGCUGGAAACGUUCUUAUGUACAGCCAGAAACUAUGGAAGCGAAAAAUAAGUUCAAUGUCUGCUUCGAAUGUGCUUUACCUCUAGAAGAUGAUUAUAUUUUAUGUGGUGUCUGUAAACUAGUUUCAUUCUGCUCAUUUGACUGUAUGCGAGUUAAUAUUGAUCGAGUUUCCUGCCAUCCCUGUAGUGAUGACUUGAGUAAAAGAUAUUUUCCCGAAAGUAAACCUUUAGUGGUGGAUAUUUUAAAACCAUGAGAAAUACAAAAGCUGGCAUUUAAUUUGUUUUUAAUAAUGCCUAUUUAAUUUAUAUUUGUUUUAAGCUUUUCAAAAUAAAUCAAUAAUUCUGUAGAGGCUUGGAAAUUGAAAUGAAUAAGUGUAAAUUAUGUCAAAUAUAU
Molecule: messenger RNA, 3478 nt
Organism: Leptidea sinapis
Lineage: Eukaryota; Metazoa; Arthropoda; Insecta; Lepidoptera; Pieridae
Product: ankyrin repeat and MYND domain-containing protein 1-like
Exons: 13
Coding region: 84-3338 (1084 amino acids)
Molecular function (GO): protein binding
Source: RefSeq, a predicted model, not a curated record